Penicillium pulvis is the source of this 1140-nucleotide messenger RNA. RefSeq lists its product as uncharacterized. Bases 1 to 1140 code for a protein of 379 amino acids. The transcript is spliced from 3 exons. The record is from RefSeq and is a predicted model, not a curated record. Lineage: Eukaryota; Fungi; Ascomycota; Eurotiomycetes; Eurotiales; Aspergillaceae.
AUGAACAGCCUGCUUGCGUUCUGUGCGGGCGAAGUGCAUCGCAAACAGAAAACAAACAGCUUUGUCAAAUAUAGCAACGGCAACUACGGGACCAGCUAUUACAACCAAGCCAUACAGAAGCUGUGUGUUGCUCUUGGAAAUCUCAACACAUCGUCGGCGACCCUAGAGUCCAUGGUGUCUUCCAUUUUUCUCUUGAUAUCCUAUGAGAUGAAGUUCGGCUCCUCAUUUUCCAAUCUUCAACUGCACAUCGAUGGUAUCCGGUCAUAUCUAGCGAAAUACUUAAAACCGACCUUGAUUGAAGGUCUUUCCUCUGCUGAUCAGGGCAACUUACAUGGCCCUGGGGUCACUCCUUUUUGUGCCCAAGUACUGUUAUGGAUGGCAUAUAUCGAUGUCAGCGGAGUGCGUGGCUUAACGACAUUCCGCUUGUAUGACUUCCUGGAUCACGAUCCAACUUCUUGUCUCCAUCUAGACAGUCUUUUCCCGCACGCACGGUCAUCCUAUAGGAUCUUGUACGGCGAGACUUAUCCCGCUGACCAGGUUCAAGAUGACUUUGAGAAUUACCGCCCAGUAGAGAUGGUGCACCAUAAUCUACGCUUCCGCCGUAGAAUAUGGAGAGUGGCAGAUGCAGAAGAGAAUCUGGAGCCAUGCCAGGACUCUACCGGCGCGAUCUGGGAUGAUCUGAUAGCUUUUGACAGAAAAUACGCAGAUCUGAUGUCAGAACAUCUAGUCGUAACAGCAUACAAAGGCCAUCGAGUAAUCGACACUGUACGUGCGGCAGUAAGCGCACACUACGCAAACCUGAUUCUACAUCGCCUACUCCUUACGCCCUCGCGACCACCCCUACCCAUGCAACGCGACGCUUUGUCAAAGCUAGUGAAAAUUGUGCAUAAUGUGAGCAAUGCUACAGAGUGUGGCGUGAUGAUUGGCUGGCCAUGGGAGCCAUUAAUAGCGGGUAUUGAGACUGAAGAUGAAAUCCACAGAGAUUGGUUGAAAAGCUACCUGAAGGCCUCUGGCAGCCUUGGUAAGGAAUUCGUGUGGGCAGGAUCAGUGUUAGAGCAAGUAGAGAAGAUGCGGACAAAGGGCGAGCAAAUAGGUGGGGCGAGCAGGAUAAGGCAACUAUUACAUGGUAGUGUAAUGUAA